Capsella rubella is the source of this 2915-nucleotide messenger RNA. RefSeq names its product type IV inositol polyphosphate 5-phosphatase 6. The record is from RefSeq and is a predicted model, not a curated record. The transcript has 13 exons. Gene Ontology annotation, molecular function: phosphatidylinositol-4,5-bisphosphate 5-phosphatase activity; inositol-polyphosphate 5-phosphatase activity; phosphatidylinositol-3,4,5-trisphosphate 5-phosphatase activity. Gene Ontology annotation, biological process: phosphatidylinositol dephosphorylation. NCBI's taxonomy places the organism in Eukaryota, Viridiplantae, Streptophyta, Magnoliopsida, Brassicales, Brassicaceae. The coding region runs from base 555 to 2405 and encodes 616 amino acids.
UAGUACUAACUAACUAAGAAGUCUCUCUCUCUUCUCUCCUCUCCUCAGUACAAAGACUCUCUCUCCUGUAGAAUUCACUUUUACUUUCUCACUCUAAAAUCUGCCCUCAUUGUCUCGCCUCUGUCUACUUCAAGAAUUGAUGUCUCUUCAACACUUUCUCUUAUUUUAAGUUCUUCUUCUCUCUCUUUCUCUCUCUCUCUCUCUUUGCUAUACAAAUUUUCCUGUCUCCGCCAUUAAAACCCUUGUCAAGAACCAAAAAAGCCCUCACAUUUGUUCAUUGCUUUGUCCCUCCGUGAGAAAAGAGAGGUCUCAGAAUCUCAAAUCUAUUUCUUAGGGAGAAACUCAGAUUCCAUAUUCUUACUUGCUUUUGUUUAAGUUUAAGUUUCUGUCUGGUCCCCCAAUUCUAAGUCGAAAAUUUAGGAAAUUCCCAUUGUUUUUUGGCAGUGAUUGAGUUUAGGUAAGGAUUUCUCCUUUCUUCUUGUUCAUGUAUGGAUUGAGUUUCUGCUAAAGGAGAAAAAAAAAGGAGCCACACAGAUACUUGUAAAGAAGCAACAAUGAGGGAAGACAAACCCAAGACUAAUAAGCUGGCAUGGUCCAAGAAGAUGGUCAGGAAAUGGUUUAAUAUCAAAAGCAAAACAGAGGAGUUUCAAGCAGAUGAUCCUACUUCUGCUGUUGAAGUAGAUCACAGAAAUAGCUUCUCAGCUGAGAAAGCACCUUCCACAAUCAAGAAGACCAAAACUGAGAAACUCAACAAGAACUGGGAGCAGCAAGCUCGGCAAAGGAGAAUGAAUUAUGAGAAUCCUAGGAUCAUUGAUGUCCAAAACUACAGCAUCUUUGUAGCUACCUGGAACGUAGCUGGACGCUCUCCUCCUUCAGAUUUAAACCUUGAUGAGUGGCUUCAUUCGUCAGCUCCUGCAGAUAUAUAUGUACUCGGAUUCCAAGAGAUUGUUCCACUUAAUGCUGGUAAUGUCCUUGGAGCUGAAGACAAUGGACCUGCUCAGAAAUGGCUCUCUCUUAUCCGAAAAACGCUCAAUAACCGACCAGGGACUAGUGGAACAGGCGGUUAUCACACGCCUUCCCCUGUCCCUGUGCCUAUGGCAGAGCUUGAUGCUGAUUUCUCUGGAUCCACAAGGCAAAAGAACUCCUCUUUCUUCCACAGACGGUCUUUUCAGACCCCAAGUAGUACAUGGAAUGAUCCUUCAAUUCCUCAGCCAGGUCUUGACCGUCGUUUCAGCGUCUGUGAUCGUGUCUUCUUCAGCCACAGGCCAAGUGAUUUUGACCCGAGUUUCCGUGGUAGUAGCAGCAGUCACAGGCCUAGUGAUUACUCUAGAAGGCCUAGUGAUUACUCCAGGAGGCCUAGUGACUAUUCCAGAAGGCCUAGUGAUUAUUCCAGAAGGCCUAGUGAUUCAAGACCGAGUGACUACUCUAGACCAAGUGAUUACUACUCCAGACCGAGUGAUUUUUCACGGCCAAGUGACUUUUCAAGGUCUUCAGAUGAUGAUAAUGGUCUCGGGGAUUCUCCAAGCACUGUCUUGUACUCACCAGGUUCUGCAGCUAACGAGAACGGAUAUAGGAUCCCGUGGAACUCGUCACAGUAUUGUUUAGUUGCUAGCAAACAAAUGGUGGGUGUUUUCUUAACAAUUUGGGUGAAAAGCGAGCUAAGAGAACAUGUCAAGAACAUGAAAGUAUCUUGUGUUGGCAGAGGACUGAUGGGUUACCUCGGAAAUAAGGGAUCAAUAUCAAUAAGCAUGUUGCUCCAUCAAACAAGCUUUUGCUUCGUUUGUACCCAUUUGACUUCAGGACAAAAAGAAGGUGAUGAGCUAAAGAGAAACUCUGAUGUCAUGGAGAUUCUCAAGAAAACAAGAUUUCCUCGCCUUAAGAGUUCAGAGGAAGAAAAAUCCCCUGAGAACAUCCUUCAGCAUGACCGGAUAAUAUGGCUUGGAGAUCUAAAUUACCGUAUAGCAUUGUCUUAUCGGUCUGCCAAAGCACUUGUUGAGAUGCAGAACUGGAGAGCUUUACUAGAAAACGACCAGCUAAGAAUUGAGCAGAAACGAGGCCAUGUGUUUAAGGGAUGGAACGAAGGAAAGAUCUAUUUCCCACCAACGUACAAGUACUCAAGGAACUCAGAUAGAUAUUCUGGAGACGAUUUGCAUCCUAAGGAGAAACGUCGCACUCCUGCUUGGUGUGAUAGGAUAUUGUGGUUCGGGGAAGGACUGCAUCAGUUAUCUUAUGUAAGAGGAGAGUCACGGUUCUCAGAUCAUAGACCAGUGUAUGGCAUUUUCUGUGCAGAGGUUGAGUCAGCCCAUAACAGGUUAAAGCGAACAACGAGUUACUCCACUUCACGGGUCCAAGCUGAAGAACUCUUACCUUAUUCCCGGGGAUACACUGAGCUUAGCUUCUUCUAGUCAUAAAGAGAUCUUUCAUUUUCAGCUCUUUUAAGGUGAACUAAAGUGUAUUUGGUUCUUUGAGAGUGAUGGAGACAUGCCAUUGCCACUUUAAACUCAAAGGGAACAUGGUGUAGGAUACUAGGAUGUGUUGUUUUUGUAUAAUGAUUUUGGCCUCGGUUAACCAAUUCUCACAUACCGCUCUCCGGUUCAUAGUAUUCAUCAUAGCUAACUUCGGUGGAUGUGAAUUUUAGAGCAACGUUGCAAGGCAAUCAACUAACCCAAUCAGAAACUGCCAAGUGGACAGAUGGAAGUUCUUUGAUUUUUUUUUUCUGUUUAAAAAAAUUCUCAUCAUUUUUUGGAUUUUAGCAAUUAGCAUGCAUUAGGGUUUACUUUUCUUAGACAAUUAGCAGUGGCGUGUCCACGAGAUAAUCAUAUUGUAAUGCUUAAUUAUAUUAUAUAAAGUUUACGUCAAGAAUAUGGAAAUAUAUACAAAAAGAAAUAUUCUAUUUCCACUUUAUUUGAUGAUAA